This is a messenger RNA of Schistosoma turkestanicum, 4206 nucleotides long. Lineage: Eukaryota; Metazoa; Platyhelminthes; Trematoda; Strigeidida; Schistosomatidae. The record is from the annotation of a GenBank genome assembly.
GAAGAGAGUGGCGGCAUGUGUGGAUAAUGCGUUACCGUCGGCCUGGUUCACAAGGGAUUACUUCUGCCUUCCCUUAUUAGGCGGGGUUGUUUUUUUUAAAUUCACUUCUAUCAUUAUAGCUGCAAUUUUUAAACUAAUAAGUUGCUGAUAUUCCUUCUCUUAAUUUACUCACUUAUCUCAGUUUGUUAUUAGUUGCGUCAGCGCACCAAUAAUCAGUAUGACAGUUGUUCAAGGAGAUAAUUUAAGCGAUUGUACACUGAAAGAAAAGCUGGACUUUUACUAUCGUGUUGUUAAAAAUCAAAUUCUUCGCUUCCAGCAUCCUGUCAGUGGAUUGUUUCCUCUUAUGCCUAUGAACACUAAUUGUAGAUACAGUCAUGUACGAGAUUCUGUAUACUGUGCCACAGUUGUAUGGGCUCUGCAUCAGUCUUUUGCGAGAGUUAAUGAUGAUGAAGGACGUUAUUAUGAACUUGGUCAAAGUGCUGUGAAAUGUAUGCGUACUAUUUUAAUGGGUUGGAUGCAGCAAUCUGCACGGUUGGAAUACUUUAAAAGAGUUCAAAACUUGGAUACUUGUCUUCACUCACGUCUUGAUUAUGAAACUGGUGAACCUAUUUACGAUGAUAAUUACAAAAACUUACAAAUGGAUUGUAUUGGUCUGUAUGUAAUUCAGCUGGCUCAAAUGAUUCAUUCUGGACUUGAGAUUGUUUACACAAAAGACGAAGUAGCAUUUGUACAGAAUCUUGUAUUCUAUUUGGAAAGAGCCUACCGUAUCCCAGAUUAUGGAAUGUGGGAACGUGGAACAAAACAAAAUCGUAAUAUGACUGAAUUACAUGCAAGCUCCAUCUGUAUGGCAAAAGCUGCAUUGGAAUCAGUUGCUGGAUUCAAUAUUUAUGGUUAUGAAGGUGGCCAUUCUUCUGUCCUUUUUAUGGAUGCUGACGCCCAUAGUCGUAAUAGGAUAAUUAUGACAAAUUUGUUACCUAGAGAAUCUGCAUCAAAGGGUACUGAUGCUUCACUUAUUCCUGCAUUAUGUUGGCCUGCCUAUGGUUCGUGUUCAACCAGUACACGUCUUCCGGCUCUAGAGCGCUGUUUGGAACGUUUAAAAGGUGCUUAUGGCUUCAAACGAUUUACUCGAGAUGGUUAUGCUACUGUUUUAGACACAAAUAAUGAAUAUCAACCGGGAGAAUUAAUGAAAUUUGUUGGAAUCGAAAGUGAAUGGCCAAUGUUUUUUGCUUAUUUGGUUAUCGAAAAUUGUUUAAAUGGUGAUCGAGAGAAAGCAGUAGAAUAUGAUCAAUUAAUGCAAUCACUUCUUGUACAUCCAAUUUCAGAAUCAUAUCCUUGGCUUCCGAAAUUUUACUUUGUUCCUAUUGAAGAACUGGAAAAAGAACGCCGUUGCCGUGGUUCUGCAAUACGUAAAAGCAGUUUUCGUUUAGUCGGUGAAUCUCGUUUUCUUUGGGGACAAUCAGUAUACAUUAUAUCACAAUUACUUUUGUCUGGAUGUCUCUUGCCAAGUGAUUUAGAUCCAAUCGGUCGAAGACCAUCACAUCGUUUCUCUGGCAUGUCGUCUACUUUAGGGAAUGAACUCCUAUUUUCUGGAAAAUCAAUGAAUGUGACCAUUCAAGUAGUGCUUAUCUCUGAAUCUGUUCGUUUACAACAAGUCUUAGCAACUUAUGGUAUUAUCACUCAAACACCUGUACAAGUUGAACCUAUUCAAAUUUGGUCUCCCGAUCAACUUGUUCGUGUUGGUAAAUUUAUGGGUUGCAGUGAACGUCUAGGUUUAUCUGGUCGUCCUCCGCGACCUUAUGGACAACUGGGUACCAGUAAAUUUUAUAGAAUAUCUGGUCUGACUGUGCUUUGUUAUCCAAUAUUAUUUGAAUCUCAAGAAUUUUAUCUCCUUCAUGAUAUGCAAGUGGUUAUUGAUGAAGCAAAGACAGAUUUUCUAUUUUUGUCUAAUUGGUGGAGAUUACGUGGACGUCCCACAUUUUGUUUUCUGAUGCGUGAAGAUAUGGUAAAGGUUCCAGGUUUCGAUAAGUUGCUUCGUUUCCUUGUCAGUAUGAAAAAUGGCACUGUUCAAGAAGCUCAUGUUGUUCUAGGACGUGCACAGAAAUUUGUUUCAAGUGGAUUUGUUGAACAUUUGGACUUUUUACCGUAUUGGACUGCAAAAGGUGAAUAUUUUCGAAGAUUACAUCAGUUAGAUACUGGACGUUCAUAUCAAAGUUUAGAUAAUUUGCCUAAAGCAGUGAAUAUACCAUCGAAAUCUGCAAAUCAAUUUCAAUCGCAUAUGUCUGACGAAGAAAUUAUUCGAAGUAUGCAUGCUAUAGAUAGAAAACCUUUACAAAAGUUAACUGAACAACAAGUCAUUGAACAAGCUAUUAAACCAGGUGAUAGUCCAUUAAAUUUAGCUUAUCGAAUAGCUGCAUUACAUGAAUUAUUAAAUCGACAUGGUUUAGAUCAUGGUUUUUCAACUGAUCAACAUUUUCUCAUUAUACGUGAUUGUCUCACAGAAUUGUCACGAAAAGCCGGUAUUCAACAAGCAUGGUGUGUAGUACGUUUAUCUGCUGCUUUACUAUCUCAAUUCGCUAGCAGUUUGGCUCCAUCAUUGUCAACUAUUCUUGUCUGUGGCAAACAACUUACAAUUGGCAUUUCACAAGGCUCAGAGGUUGUUGUUAAUAAACCUUUAAAUCCAGAUGAACUACACGCUUUAUUACGUGAAGAGGUUUAUUCACAUGAUCCGGUACAGUUUUCGUUGCAACAAGAACUUAUUUUAUCUGUCAGUAGUUUAUUGACUUCAAACAAACAUUUGUUUGAUGGAAUCAAAUUUAUACGCUUAGGUUGGUUAUUGGAAGCAAUGAAAUUGAAACUUGAAUUGGAAACAUGUUUAGAUGUUGAUAAAGAUCCUUAUCAUCAUCAUCAUCAUCAUAAUCAAAAACAACAGCAUCAACAACAACAUCAAGAUGGGGAAUUAUGUAAAUCUAGAUUGAUUUAUGAGGAUGUAUCUAAAUCAUUGGCAAAUUUAGAAAUCAAUCCACGUAGUCUAGGCGCAUGUCAUUUGUAUAGUUUGCCUCCCUGUCAAGUUAAAGAUUUGUUAUUACGUACAUUAAAAGCUGGUCAAGAAGGAAAAACUGAACUGAGUAAUUCUGUAAAUUCUACAACAACUACUACUGCUCAUACUACUUCGACUACACCUAGAACGGAUAUUUUCAACUCUGCAAAACCGGCUGUAAACAAUACUCAAGAAUUAUCAGUAAUUACUGAAAGCAGACCAAUGAAAGAUGUUUCAGAAUAUAUCCAUCGGACUCGUCGUGCACGUUUACGUCGUAAUAUUCCUCGUGAUAAACGUUCUCAUGGUUCAAGUGAAUAUUCGUCUACAGAGGUUUUAGAUAUAUCAAAAGCAUUGUUUCAACGUCAGAUGGAUGGAUGUUUAGGCGUCGUACCUCCAACGUUUUAUCAAGGUGUUUAUUUUAUUCUUGAACGAUCUCCUCAUGGUAUAUUGAUUUAUGGUAAACUGCUGCCACAGAAACCUACCUUAACAGAUAUGACACCGUAUGAUUUCAAUUUUGUUGAUGAAGUUGAAUGUCUUCUUAGACCAAUAUGUGAUCCUGCCUAUCGGUCACUAGUUGUAGAGACAAUGAUGGUCAUUGCAGUUAUACUACAAAGAAACACUGAACUUUCAUUUGAUGAGGUAGUCGAUAUUAAACUCAUUAUUAUAGAUGCAAUAAACGCCUUCAAACGUGAUCGCCAUCCUAACAUAUCCGUUGAUAACGUCCCUUCUCAUGUGCAAAGACGUAUGUCAUGGUCUGAGCCAGAUUUACUGUCCUCCUUGGAAUUGCCAAUUUAUACGGAAUUCACAUCAACUCCAGCGAAUGCUACCAUGGGAACUACUUGUUAUAUCGCUAAGUCUGUGCUUGAUAGACUAUUGAAAGGACAUAUAGAUCUCACUGGUGUCACUAAAGAUGCUUGUUGUGCAAUGUGAUCGGUUGUAUACGUCUUAAGAAGAAAUUGAUUUUAUGUUGCUUACCGCAUUUUAAUUUAAAUAAUUUAUCCUAGAUUUCCCCUCUACACCACUUCAUUCUUCUAGUAUUUAAAUCACUUCAUAAUAUGACUAUUAUUUUCAAUUUUGUUUCAUUUGAUCCUCUCUUCAUUUACUUAAAUAUUUUAUAGUUAGACAUUAUGAAUUCUGAUGAUUUAAAAUAUAAUUUACAUUACACCUGA